AUGCGGACCAUACUUGCACUGGCCAGUCUUCUGGCCUGCCUCAUCUCGACCGCAUACGCUACGGCGCUCACAUACCGCCUCGAAGCACACGAGAAAGCGUGUUAUUUCGCGCAGGUCGAACACAAGGGGACCAAGUUGGCGUUUUACUUCGCUGUCCAAUCCGGCGGCUCUUUCGACAUCGACUACAGCGUCGUCGGCCCCACGGACAAAGUCAUCCUCGACGGCACAAAAGAGCGCCAGGGCGACUUUGUCUUCACGGCGAAUGACCCCGGCGAGUAUCGCUUCUGCUUCAACAAUGAAAUGAGCACGUUUGCGGAGAAGAUGGUGGAUUUUGAAAUCGCCGUCGAAAACGAAGCCGCGCGCGCCAUCAUCCCGUCCAAACAAGGCUCCUCGCCCGAGCAAACAUCGGUCCUCGAAGAAUCCAUCCUCAAGCUCUCGGCACAGUUGUCCACCAUCUCACGUAAUCAGAAGUACUUCCGCACGCGCGAGAACCGCAACUUCAGCACCGUCAAGAGCACCGAGGGCCGCAUAUUUACGUUUAGUUUGAUGGAGAGUGGGCUCAUCUUGACGAUGGCGGGCUUGCAGGUUUUCAUCGUUAAGUUCUUCUUCCAGGGGGCGCGGAAAGGUAUUUUAUAA
This is a messenger RNA of Parastagonospora nodorum SN15, 636 nucleotides long. RefSeq lists its product as hypothetical. Bases 1 to 636 code for a protein of 211 amino acids. The transcript is spliced from 3 exons. The record is from RefSeq and is a predicted model, not a curated record. Lineage: Eukaryota; Fungi; Ascomycota; Dothideomycetes; Pleosporales; Phaeosphaeriaceae. Gene Ontology annotation, biological process: Golgi organization; protein retention in ER lumen; intracellular protein transport. Gene Ontology annotation, cellular component: Golgi apparatus; endoplasmic reticulum; endoplasmic reticulum-Golgi intermediate compartment.